Caenorhabditis auriculariae is the source of this 1073-nucleotide messenger RNA. The record is from the annotation of a GenBank genome assembly. Lineage: Eukaryota; Metazoa; Nematoda; Chromadorea; Rhabditida; Rhabditidae.
AUGGGACGUUUCACUUUGGUUUUUCUGGCGGCCACAGCUUUCCUUCUCGUCAGCCUGUCACCAGUUUCUGCUGAUAGCGACGACCUUCUCGAAUACAUCAAGAGCUUCGAGCCUCUGCACAUCAGGUAUUCGAUAUUCGUCUGUUUCUUUUAGUAUCCGGCGUUCAGAAAGUCUCCAAGCGGGUGCCCCUUGAUCGUCAUUGGCCAGCAAUGUCCGGAGGAGAACGUCUUCUGGUAUUUCAAGUGUUGCGGAAACAUCGCCGACCAAUGUUGCUUCCGCCUACAGGUUCCAUUUUCGUUUUACACUUUCGACUUUUUUGUUUGAAAGCUAAAAACUGAAUCACGUCAUUUAUAAAUAUAGACGCCGAAUAUAUAAUUUUUUUCAAUAGAAAAAAACUUAUUUUCUAAAAAUCCUUUAAAAAAAUAGGUUUAGUUAUACCUAUUUCUGGUAGCUAACACAGCUAAAUGGGAUCAAUAAAUAUAAAAAGACCUUUUUGAUAAAUUUAACUGUUGAAAAACUCGAAAAAAAGCACAUUUUGAGCACACCUCUAAACACUUUUUUUAAUAAAAAACCCCCUAUAGGGACCACUAAAGCUUUAAAAAACGGUCACUAUGAGGGGUUUUAGUUAGUGGCCCCUUCAGGGGACAUGAUAGUCGAUAAUUUCUAUAAACUCUAAGUGAAGAAGCGAAAAAGUCAAAUAGAUAAGCGUUUUUUUUUAAAAAAAUGAAAUUGAAAAAAACCUUAUAGGGAUCACUUAAGCUUUAGAGGCUUAGAGGUCAGGUUCUAAACUCCUAUAGGGACCAAUUUUUUUGGCCCCUAUAGGAAACUGUAGAGGCUGUUUUUUCCCCAACCCCUAUAGCGAUCAAACUAAAAUUCUUAAGUUAAGCUAGCCGCCGGAUUGAGUAUUUCUUUUUAAAAUUUUUGAGUUCAAUUUUUUUUUUCAACUAAAGAAGUCAGCUUCUGUAAAAAAAUGUCUUUUUAAGGAUUGGGUGACCGUUCUUCUCAUGAUUUUCGCUGUGCUCACCGUCCUCUCCAUCAUUGUCAACUGCGUCCGAUGCAUGUGCUGUCAGUAG